Molecule: messenger RNA, 407 nt
Organism: Rubroshorea leprosula
Lineage: Eukaryota; Viridiplantae; Streptophyta; Magnoliopsida; Malvales; Dipterocarpaceae
Source: the annotation of a GenBank genome assembly
CAUCUUCUUCCCCUUCUUUCUCUUUCUUCCUCUUUCCUGCUGCAACUGGGUUCGAUGGUUCAAAUCUGCUGGGUUCCAUCGAACCCUUGGUUUCUUUCUGGGUAUUAUGGCAUUUGGCUUUGCUUGAAUCAGAGGAGGAAAGUUGUUUAAGAGAUGGAAGGAAGGGAGGGAGAAGAAGAAGAACCGACGGCAAAAACAGAGAUUGAGUUGUGCAGUUCUUAUGAGGAAUUUGAGAAGCUCGUUAUAAAGUUGAGCACUCCCAGUAGGAAAGAGGAAGAAAGAGAAAAGAAAAAGGGAAAGAAGAUGGAUCGAGAGGGUGAGGGUAAUAACGUAAUUUUGUUAUUCAUAUGAUGUGGCAUUUUGAUUUUUUGUUAUUCAUAUGAUGGGGCAUUUUUAUUUAUCUAUGU